GGCGGGCAAGCUUGGAAUAGGUAAAAGCAUGCCACCGUUUUGCGAUGGACUGGUGUUGCUUGUGCUUUAGCAGGCCGUUUGAUCUCGAAGCAUACCCGCGAGCAUGCGAGGCCUUCUGGCUUGCGCUUUCGCGCUUGUGCGCUAUCCCGAUGAUGCGUCUCUGUAUGCUAUGGCCGCUGAUGCGACAGAGGGAGACCGAGAUGUUGCUGCGACGACACCUAGUCAAGCGGAUUUGGGUGUUGCUAACCGCGAUAUAGGUCAGUAUGAUAAGACGACGGGCCAGAAGAAACAAGGUGCAGAUAGCAGCCCCAUGCUGAUGCAGCAGUACACUGCUUGCGACGGCGGAUUUAUGAACACGGGCGACGUGCACUUCUGGCGCGACUUCGUGGGUCCGGUUAGGGAAUUUACGUUAGAUAGUGGUGUUGCACUGAAUGAGUCGCGGUCUUACAAUCGAUGGACACAACAAAUUAUUUCGCGUGUGGGCCUCCAAACGUUAGCGGAAGAAUGCCUUUUUGGAACUUUUACUCUGUUAUGGAACAGCAUUGCAGCGAUAGAAUACGACGCGGGACUGGCGGCGGCGCAAGAACUUUUCCAGGUGGCGAAAAUUACGAACUAAAUUUGAAAGAUGAAGAAUAAGAAUUUUUAGAGUUUGCACUUGUUCAGACAGUUGGAAAAAUACUCCUUGUCGUCGAACAACUAAUCACGGUUGUAUUAAGAUCUGCCCCAUGUUUUUCUUUGAUUCGGACUUUUUUCCUCUGUGGUCCGUGAUAUUGCGAAUAUACAACGUGAGUAAACUGUUCUCCUCCAAAAAAAGUAUGUUAGAGCAGAUCGCUGGCCAGCCAUGGUUCGGGACUGAAGUUUUUGGUCACGGUGGCGCUGACGACGAUUCGAGCUCGACUAGGAGUCCCUUACCCAGGAAUUAUUGGGACACUGCGGCAUUGGCAAGAAGCUUCCACCUCCUGGAACGGGUCUUAAUCCCACCGCGAAACGAAGAGCUAGAUAAUGCUGCAAGGAGGUCUAGAAAAGGUAGUGGAGAGAUUCUACGUCGGGACAAGGUCUUACAGACUGCAAAGAAAUGCACAAAAGCUGAGAAUGGAGUAGAAGUUCGUUCAUCUGGGUCGGACACAACAGGUCUAGAAAGCGAAACUAGUGAUGCUUGUGGCGACACUGGUGCCUUGAGCGAGCAAAGGACUUUAGAGAGGGCACAGGCACCGCCGAGUGCGCGCCUACAGCAGCCCGAGUUCGAGAAAAGUAUCCGUUUAGAGCAAGCAUUUGAAGCGAAGUUGGCUGGAGGGGGGCAGCAACUUCCUGCGCGACGGCGGGACCAACUACGAAUAUACGUCUAUGACCUUUCUACUGAAGGCCACGCAGCACUACGCCGAAAACUGCGUCUGCAAGAGAGUGUUGAUCGUGAAAGUGUAUCUUUCGGGGGCACGGCAACAGUCGACGAGAAGAGUUUAACUCCCAACGAACUCGUUCGUGAAGGACGCUAUCUGGAAGCUGUCGGGCAUGGGCUGAGCAACUGCAUGCAUGGCAUGUACGGCACAGAAAUUGCGUUUCACCGCUGGUUCCAAAACUCUCCGCAUAGAGUAUGGCACCCCGAGGGAGCCAAUCUGUUUGUUAUUCCGUCGUAUUUUAAAUGUAUCGACCAGCUGGACUGGGUGGAUGGUUUUCACGAAAAUGUGUUGGACCUAAGAAAAACGACAACUAGGCCCCCUUCUGAAACGGAAACAGGGGGAACACAAGCAGUAGAGGGAAUAGGCCAGGAAACGUUGUCCAUAGAAGAGGUUGAGACACCAGCUGCAAUCCUGAUGCGACAAAUGGUCGCUUUCAUGCGUGCAUUCGGUCCCUACUUCGAUCGCAAGCAGGGCGCGGAUCAUGUCGUUCUCUACUCCUGGGGCCGCCAUCCGUGUGCGAUUACAACGGAAUGGAGAGAAAUUUUUGGAACGCACAUUAUUCAACUGCAAGUCGAAGAUCGCUGCGAGAAUAUCGAUGCGAACACAAAAGCGUCGGAACAAUCUGCGGACCAGGAAGGAAAACACGGAAACGCGGCUCAUUCACUGGGGGAGCCGUCGUUUCUCCCACACAAGGACGUCAUGAUUCCAGGCUUCACGGAUCCUUGGAGAUCAAAAAUAUUGAAGCGACACAAUCGGCAGUUAGAAAAGAGACCCUUGCUUCUCAGUUUCCACGGUCGCAGUCCUCAGAACACCAACUCGUACCAAAACGUGACAGUUCGUGGCCGUAUCUUUUCCGACUACGACCUGCUUGAAGAAGAAUGGCAACCACUGGUUUCAAUAGGCGGCUUUAUCGAGGAUUACCACCAAAUAUUGGGGACUUCACUAUUCUGCCUGGCGCCACGCGGAACAACGCCAUGGACUAUUCACUUGUACGUAGCGCUUCUGGUUGGCUGCAUCCCAGUCAUCGUUUCAGAUUUAGUACGGCUACCAUUUGGUUCUUUCCUAGACUACGAUUCAUUUGCGAUCCGGUGGCCAGAGGAAAACUUUUCUUAUGAAACGAGUUGGAAUACAGUAGACAGUUCUGUAGAACAGAUCUCUACUAUGUACUUAUUCCACUGGGGACUGACACAGAAAAUAUUUCUCUAGCUUAAUUGCCUCUCUCCACGUCUUCAUACCUUUCUGCCAGAGCUCCUACGGUAUCUGCGAACACUGACGAAUGAGAGACCAGUACUGGUACGGCAGAUGAAGGAGCGCGUCGAUGCGACAAGUUGUUGGUUCGACUAUGACUUGUCGGACGGCCCUUGUUCGCCGUACGUUGCAGUCCUAGAAGAACUCAAGAUCCGUGUGGCGACGCUGCCGGCACAAGUUUUCUCUCAAAAACAUGGAGGCUCCUCGUGUCCCAUGCCAUCAAAAGCUCUCGCUACUGAGUACUCCGAUUUUUCCAGAGAGACCCAAGCCUGCGAAAAGCACGAUGAGCUCCAAUCGAGGAGACCCGCCAUGACGCGUUUGCGAAUUGGGUACCAGUGGUUCCAUCCUGCUUUAGACCGCGAGUUUUUCACGCUACGGCCACUGGCAGAUUUCGUUCGCCUACAUCGCCGCAGGUCGGUCGCUGUGGUGACAGACGAUUAUCAUGCUGAGGAGCUGCUGACUUUUCUACACGCAGACGGACUCUUACUCGUGGAAAAGGAUGUUGCAAGGCCCAUCUGGGAAGUGCGCAUAGUGCCGGUCGCAUUUCCAGCAGGUUUUGCUGCGGGCUACAGUGCUCGCUUCAAGGGCACGCAGGAACAGAAUUCCACUAUCAUAAGGACUGUCGCAACCACGAUUGAUGCGGUCCAGGACGAAAUAUAGCGACAUAGAUUUACAAGAACUGAUCAAGUGGUAGUGGUGAUUGAUGAGACAUUUAAAAUGGAAAUAACGCAUUUGUAGGCUCGUGCGCUUUAGACUCCGAUGAGAUGUUGAAUCCAGGCGGGAUAAUCUACGAAUUAUACACAAUCGCCUCCGUUUCGGGACAUUGCACGUACGCACUAGACUUUGUGAUUGGCGCAACGGGUUCAAAGCAAUUCAUCUUUACGUUUGUUGCAUGCUUAUAAAUUUAACGACAUCUUCCUCGCAAG
Amoebophrya sp. A25 is the source of this 3571-nucleotide messenger RNA. Lineage: Eukaryota; Dinophyceae; Syndiniales; Amoebophryaceae. The record is from the annotation of a GenBank genome assembly.